Molecule: messenger RNA, 1278 nt
Organism: Leishmania braziliensis MHOM/BR/75/M2904
Lineage: Eukaryota; Euglenozoa; Kinetoplastea; Trypanosomatida; Trypanosomatidae
Exons: 1
Coding region: 1-1278 (425 amino acids)
Source: RefSeq, a predicted model, not a curated record
AUGGACCUUGACGCCUUCCUCAACAAGAACAACAAGAAGAACUCUAAGAAGGUGGCCAAGAAAAAGUCAGCAGAUGACGCGGCACUUGGCGGCUUUGGACUCGAGACGGUGCCGCGGGUGAGCAUCGCCGCGGCGAAGCCCAUUACAGUCGCGAACACUGGUGGCAGCGAAGCCUCAGCGCCUGCUAGCAGCGCAUCGCCUCUUCCAGCCCCUGAGAAGACUGCCGUUGCGCCAGUGGUUGCUGUGAGCCUCAACUUCGCCAGCACUACGCGCAGCGUCAAGACGUGGGAUGCAGCGAAGGUGAUGCACGACUCGAAGCGUCAGGAAGAAGUGCAGAGAGCGUCGGAGCAGAAGGCCAAGGAGGAAGCCGAGGCAACGGGAAAGAAGAACGCGGCUGAGGGCGACGACAGUGAAGAACAGUCGCCCGAGAGCUCACCGAAGGAAGCCAAGGUGGUGAAGUUUGUGGCACGCGGUCACCGCAAUGCAACCGGCACGAUCGGUGGCGGAGAGGGCGGCACCACUGCGGGCGGCCGUGUUGCGCUGCGCACGCAGGGACUGAGCCUGGAGAAUCUACCGACCCUCGAGGAGACCUUUGGCAACGCACGCAAGCAGUCGCAGUCGCCGUCUCAGCAGCAGCAGCAGCAGCAGCCGGUCACUUCGCUGCCUUCUAAGGAACAGAGCGGCGAGUCCGCUCCGGCGGCGGCUCCACAGGAGGCCUUCAGCUCGUCUCCGACUUCCACCACGGCGUCGGCGGGCGGCAACAAGUACGUCCCGCCAACCAAGAGCAGCACCACGAUGGAGUCCUCGCCGACUCUGUCGUCAUCGCCGACAGCCGCGCACAGCAGCACCGGCGCGUACAGACCGCCGGCGUCUGGCAGCGUCUCUGCUGGCGUUUACCGUCCUCCUUCCAGCAGCAGCGGCGCGUACAAGCCACCCAGUUCCGGUGUCUACAGGCCACCGAACGCGUCUGCUGGUGAGGCGUACAAGCCACCGGCGCCGAGUACUCCCAGCAGCGGUACUGUUCCAUACAAGCCCCCCACCGCCAGUGACACGUCUGCCAGCGCGUACCGGCCGCCAACCUCGACCGGUGAGGCAUACAAACCUCCGGUGCCAACCACCGCAGCUCCAUCCGCCGGUACCUACAAGCCGCCAAGCAGCGGCACUGCUGGUACGUACAAGCCGCCAAGCAUUGGUAGCAGCAGCGCUGGUGCAUAUAAGCCACCCAGCGCCGGAGGGUCGGCCAGUACCUACAAGCCGCCGAACAAGCGCGAGGCGUAG